UAUAAAUCCUUCAAAUUAAAGUAAAUCUUUAAUGGUUUUUGUGCAAAUUCAUGUGCGUUAUUGUUCAUCACAUCAUAAGUGAUGAUUGACAUCAUUUUGACAUAAAUCGCAUGUUUAAAAUAACGAUUAUGAAGCGAGUGCACUGAAUGCACCCAAAAAAGUGAGUGCACUGAAGACGCCACCAUAUAUAUAUAUAUAUAUAUAUUAUUAUAUUAUAUUAUAUUCCAGAAGCCAAGACUGGAUGGUCUAGGGCUGUUAAUGAUUCGAGUCAAGUUUUGUCAUAGUUCGAGCUCGGCUUGAGCUUUGCUUGUGUUCGUCACGAGCUUUAUUAUACAAGUUUGAACUCGGGUCGUUUAUGAAAAUCAAAGUUUGAGCUCGGCUCGUCAAAUAAGUUUAACGAACCCAAAAUCGAGUUAAGCUCAUAAAAUGUUCAUAGUAGUUCAAGAUUGACCUUAGAAUUGGGCAUAAAAUUACAUUCAAACUUGUAGCAAAGUCUGGCAAAAUAAAACACUGCAUGUUUAACCCAAUUUCAAUAGAUAAAAUCAAUGAAUGAUAAUCAUUUCUUAUGUCAAACCGUCAAAUGAGCUUGUUCGCGAGUUUUCGAACUGAACAUGGUAUGGCUAGAGUUCGGCUCGUUUAGUUAACGAGAUUGUUCGCGAGUCGGCUUGAUUAAAGACGAAUCGAGUGUCGAACGAGUUUUUCUCGAGUAGGACGCUGAGUAGUUCAUUAGCGGCUUGGUUCAUUAGAUGGCUUUUCUUGUUCGUGUGGAAAUUUGUCUAGGGUUCGGUACAAAUUUAUAUAACACAUCUAAUAUUCAAAUUUGCUGGUGUAGAAUUGACUGAAAAUCACUGAAACGGAUGUAUCAUGAUUAAUUAUACGGCCCGCGCUACUCCCACGAUAAGAAACCAAUAAUUUGGUUAACAUCAAAUAAUUCACGAAAUUAAAUAUUUGUAGUGAUCAAACACGAACAUUUUUAAUAAUCAUAUGUAGACCAAACUUAUAAUUUACCCGAUUUUUAAAUACAUGAACAACAAAUGACUUUUUUCAUAUAUCCAAACUAAAUGAGGCUAAAACAAUUGGAUCAUUAACGCUCAAUCCACUUGUUCGACCCGGUGAAUGGCUAAACCGGUCGCACCGCCGUGAUCACUACUCCAAAGUCCUAACCCCAAAGCAGGCCAGCAGGAGAACACUCGUCCCGUUGCCCAAAAACAAGCUUUUCCUCUCUGCCCGCUCUCCACUUCACAAAUAGACACGGAAAACGCAAAAGAGAAAGAACAAUACGACCAGCAGUUCAGCACAGCUUCGGCUUAGGGUUACAAUCACAACAGUGCUCUUCCGUCCCGAUUCUCGAAUCCCUCUCGUCGGUUCAUUCUGAAUUGAUCUCCAACUCUGCCGCCGGAGGAACUUUUCUUCUCCAUAUUCAGAUGGCAGCUAGAAAGCUUGUCCGCGACCUGCUCCUGGCCAGGCAGCCACUCCUCGUCCAACGCAAGCCCGCUGAGGGUUUAUAUACGACGUCAAGGUUGCUGGUGGACAGUAGGUGGUCGGGUUACCGGAGGUUUGGUGUCUUCAAUAAUGUUAAAGAAGAAGUUAAUAGAAAUCCAGAGCUUCAGAAGUCAGUUAAGGAAUUGAAGGAGAAAGCUAAGGAAUUGAAGGAGAAAGCUGGGGAACUUAAAGGCGUUAAAGAUGACCUGAGAGUUAGAACGAAGCAGACCACUGAGAAGCUGUACAAGCAUGUUGAUGGCGUCUGGACAGAGGCUGAAGCAACUGCUAAGAAGGUUUCCUCAAGCGUCAAGGAAAAGAUUUCUGCUGCUACGGAUGAGGUGAAAGGAGCUUUCAAGAUGGGGAAGCAAGAGUCUGCUGAGUCCACCGGCACUUCGUCUAAAGAUGGUCCUGAUACAAAAGAAAACACUACCGGUGAAACUGGUGGAGAAACAAACAAAGGUUCCGAGACAAAGGGAUCGGCAGAAACAUUGUUUGGAAAAUUUAAGUCAAGAAUCCCUGCUUUUUCAUCGGCUUUCCAAAAAUUGAAGGAGGCAAAGGUCACUGAAAUAAUGAAGAAGGGAUAUGACAUUGUGAAGGAUGAGUUAAAUGGUAAUCCAAAUGCAAGAAAGCACCUCGAGUUUACCCCUUUUAAAGGGGAAAUAAGCACAAAAACUGAUGUUGUUCCAAUGUCGAGUCCAAAGCAGUCUCGCUUGAAUGAAAAGUGGCAGGCUUUCAGAAAAAAGAUGCAAGGCAAUCCUGUUUUCAAGCGUUUCUCUGGGAUUAGUGAACCUGUUGUGACGAAGAGUCAAGAGCUUGCAGAAGACAUGCGGGAAAGAUGGGAGACGAGUGAUAAUCCCAUUGUUCACAAAAUCCAAGAUGUUGGUGAUACCAUCUUUCACGAAACAGAUGCUGCAGCAUCUAUCAAGGAAAUACGCCGGCGUGAUCCAUCAUUCUCUUUGCCAGACUUUGUGUCGGAGGUUCAAGAUGCCAUAAGACCUGUCCUUACAGCUUACAUGAAGGGAGACACUGAAGCUUUGAGGAAGUAUUGCAGCCCAGAAGUAAUUGCUAGGUGCGAAGGAGAGCGUAAAGCUUUCACGAGCAAUGGCAUCUUCUUCGAUAAUAGGCUUCUUCAUGUGUCUGAGGUGGAAGUACGAGAGACCAAAAUGAUGGGAACAUCUCCGAUAAUAAUUGUAGCGUUUCAAACGCAGCAGAUCCAUUGCAUACGGGAUCGUAAUGGUGAAAUAACUGAAGGAGGCCAGGAUACAAUCCACACUGUGUAUUAUGCAUGGGCAAUGCAACAAGUAGAGCCACAAGAAUUGGGAGAAGGUGCUAUCUACCCAAUAUGGAGGUUAAGGGAAAUGCACCAGCUUGGUGUCCAAGCUCUUAUCUAAAAUCUCAAACCCUAUUUGAUUGCUUUCUUGAUAUGAACACACACAUACAUGGGUCAAAACACCGGAGGACUCGGGUGUAGUUUUGAUCAAUCAUCAAUUUGUUUGUUACCUUUCUUAUAGACUUUUAGUUCGCCUAGAUAACGAGAUCCUAGAUCUUGAAUGCCAUUUUUCCUUGCGGAUGUUGAGCUCUCAUUCUGUUGUGUUUCUGCUUUUAGGAUUUCUUAGAAUGAUACAGAUUCCAUUGUGUACCGAGACAUUAGACUUUCGUCCAAAAAUAAUGGAGUUACGUAUAAUAAUGAUUCAAAGAUUGA
Molecule: messenger RNA, 3184 nt
Organism: Linum trigynum
Lineage: Eukaryota; Viridiplantae; Streptophyta; Magnoliopsida; Malpighiales; Linaceae
Source: the annotation of a GenBank genome assembly